Molecule: messenger RNA, 3829 nt
Organism: Phialemonium atrogriseum
Lineage: Eukaryota; Fungi; Ascomycota; Sordariomycetes; Cephalothecales; Cephalothecaceae
Product: sulfite reductase flavoprotein component
Exons: 1
Coding region: 425-3634 (1069 amino acids)
Cellular component (GO): cytosol
Molecular function (GO): flavin adenine dinucleotide binding; oxidoreductase activity, acting on the aldehyde or oxo group of donors; sulfite reductase (NADPH) activity
Source: RefSeq, a predicted model, not a curated record
UUUAGAAAACCCAAAACACUUGAGCCGCGAUCAGCGCUAGCUGGAUACGGUUAGUACAAGAUUGCGUGAUUGAAGAUUCCUCAUGGCAAUAUGGGAUUGCGAUUUGCGACAGGGGCCAAACAGACCCCGACGAAUUUGUAAGUCAUGAAAGUGGCUCCGGUUGCGGUUACUGGUCGGUGUUCGGUAAGUGUCUCUAUUUCUUCUCAUUGCCUCUUUCCUUCUGUCCCUUGAGAUAUCAAACUGGUUCUACGGUUUGAUAUUUGCCCUUCUCCGUAUCAAUAUCGAGACCGACAACCUCGGGCUCCUCCUCUCCUUGAAUCCCCCUGGCACGAGGUAUUUCCUACACAACUGCCGGCUCAGUAGAGGCGAUACGGUUUCGUGCUCGAACCAUCGACAGGAACGAGGAGAUUUUGCCCCCGUCACGAUGCAAUUGAAGCAGCAAGAAGGGCCCGGAGGCGCCACGCCCCUGGAUGCCCCGAAAAGCUUCGAGAAAGUAUCUUCCAGCCUACCACUUGGCCAGAUGAUUCCGAUAUCCUCCAUCUCCGGCCCGACCUAUGUCACGGCGCAGCUGCUUGUCCAGCAGAUUGCUUACAAGCUCUCCGAUAAGAUCUUCUCUUACUCUCCCGAGACCUUUGAUCUGGAUGUGGCAGUUAAGCGAUGGUCCCUCGAGAAGGAGGCGAAUAUCCACGGGUAUCCGACCUCUGUCAUUCCCCUCCAGACUCGUGCUGGCGCCGGGGCUUUCGCUCUCGGCUACAUCUUCUCGAAGGACUUUGACUUGAGCAAGAGGGCUAUCCCCCAGUCGCUGCUUGCUCCUUCCCUGAGCCUUCGGAACCUCCGCUCGGCGCUUGACCAGCUUUCCCUACUCUAUGGGGUUGCCAGCCCGUUCGUCGCCCACGUUGCUGCCGCAGACUACUCGGCACAAAACGGUCUCAUUCCGGAAUACCAAUCGGCGCUGCAGCUUGCAGAGGAACUCGGCCUCGCUCUCGUGGCCAGCUCUUCAGCUUACGAGGCCCAGCACAUGUCGCUCUUCGCAACGAUUCUGGCUUCCGUCCUGCCGACCAUCCACAUCUACGACGGGCUGCGUACUUCGAGAGAAACCCUGAGAGUGGUAGACGCCCUGAGCGAGACAGGUAUUGCCGAGAUAUACAACAAGAUCGGCAAGGAGGCUGGUUCCCUCAACAAGAGGCUCGACGAUGCCGGGAAGACGUUGGAGCUCCUCCGAGCCUUCAACAACGAGCUCGGAACUUCUUAUGAGCCCUUCGAGUAUCACGGCCAUGCGGCCGCUACCACCGUCUUCGUCGUCUUCGGCAGCGUCGAGUCUCAGCUGUCGAAGCAGGUCGUUUCUUACCUAGCAGCCAAAGGGGAGAAGAUCGGCGCCCUUAGCGUCCGAGUCUACAGACCAUUCAUCGAGGAGGCUUUCCUCAGGGCGCUCCCUAGCUCUGUCGAACAGAUUGCUGUCCUGGGUCAGGUUCAUGACACUCUGUCUGUUGAAGACGCUUCCGUCCAGUCUGUUCUGUAUUCGGAUGUCCUUACAGCUGUCUCUUUCUCAGACAACUGGGACACAGAACCACUCGUCGUCGAUGUCAAGUAUGCUGCCUCGGAGGUUCUCACUCCCAGCUCGCUUGCUUCGACUUUCCGCAAAGUCACAACCAAGGGUACGGAUGCCGAGCCUGCUCUUACACUAGACCUGGCUGGUCAGGCUCAGCAGUAUACUUUCUGGGACCUCGACAACUCUACCGCCGCCAGCUCUCCAUCCGUUGUUGGCGGCAUCCUUGCCCGCGAGUCAACGAACAAUGUCUUUAUCCACGAGGUUCACGACAACCUCAUUCAGGGUGGCAUAAUCCGAACUGACAUUAGGAGCUCCAAGAAAUCGAUCGAGGCCCCGUAUGCCAUCGAGCAAGCCGACAUCACCGUCGUCGGCGAGGAGAAGCUUCUGAAGGAGAUUGCGAUCCUCAACGGCGUCAAGGCUGGUGGCAAGAUCAUUCUCAGGCUCCCGAAUUUCAAGGACGAAGACGUGGAGAAGCGCAUUCCCGAGUGGACCAAGAAGCAGCUACAUGCGAAGAAUGUCGGUCUGUUCGUCUUAGAUUCCUCGUACUCGCCCACCUUUGAGAAGGACGCCCAGCUCUUGGUUGAGCUGGCAUUUUUGCGUCUGGCAAGGCCCGAGAUCGCUCCCGAACAGCUCGCCCAGCUCAGCUCCAUCUCCCCAGACCAACCAAUAUUCCAGGAAUGCGUUGAUGCCUUACCACAAUUCUUCCGGGAGAUCGAAGUACCGGCGUCCUGGGCAGAAAUUGCCGACGAUUCCGUGGCGGCUCCCCGUGAGCUAGAUCUCAAGCCCAGCAGUUUCGCGGCUUUCGAGAAGGAGGAUGCGGAGCCCGCAUUGCAAGUCAAUGACUGGCAAUCAGCGGCCAAGGGCUUCGCCUUCAAAGAGGCUUAUGGCACUCAGACCAAUCUUCGGCCCGAUCUCGCCACCAAGAGCUAUACCAUCCACGUCAAGGAAAACCGUCGUCUCACUCCUCACAAUUACGACCGUAAUAUCUUCCAUAUCGAGUUCGACUUGGGCGACUCCGGUCUCACAUACGACAUUGGCGAGGCUCUCGGUAUCCACGCGGACAACGAUGCUGCGCAGAUCCAGGACUUCAUCACCUCGUACGGCCUCAAUGCCGAUGAUCUGGUCCAGGUCCCGUCCCGCGAGGACGCUUCUGUCCUGGAGACGAGGACCAUCUACCAGUCGUUGCUCCAGAACCUUGACAUCCUCGGCAAGCCGCCCAAGCGGUUCUACGAAUUGCUUGCCGAGUUUGCCACGGACGAGAUGGAGAAGAAGAAGCUCGAGUCCCUCGGCGGCCAGACCGGCGCCGAGGAAUUCAAGCGCCGCUCGGAAACCGAGACCGUCACCUACGUGGACAUCCUGGAAGAGUUCCAGUCCGCCCGGCCGGCCUUUGCCGACCUCGUGCGCAUCGUCUCUCCCCUGAAGCGCCGCGAGUACAGUAUCGCCUCCGCCCAGGCCGUCACGCCGACGUCGGUGUCCCUCAUGAUCGUCGUGGUCGACUGGGUCGACAGCAAGGGCCGCACCCGCUACGGACAGGCGACGCGGUACCUCUCGGAGCUGACCGUGGGCACGCCCAUCAUCGCCUCCGUCAAGCCGUCGGUGAUGAAGCUCCCCACCAAGGACACGGCGCCGCUGAUCAUGGCCGGGCUGGGCACUGGCCUCGCGCCGUUCCGCGCCUUCGUCCAGUACCGCGCCAUGCAGAAGGCGCAGGGCAAGGAGAUCGGCGCCAUCCUGCUGUACCUGGGCAGCCGGCACCAGCGCGAGGAGUACCUGUACGGCGAGGAGUGGGAGGCGUACAUGGACGCGGGCGUUAUCACGCUCCUCGGGGCGGCCUUCUCGCGCGACCAGCCGCAGAAGAUCUACAUCCAGGACCGCAUGCGGCAGACGAUCGACGACAUCGUCAAGGCCUACAUCAGCGAGGAGGGCUCCUUCUACCUGUGCGGGCCGACCUGGCCUGUUCCGGACGUCACCGAGGUCCUUCAGGAGGCCAUCGCUAAGGAUGCGAAGGGCGCCGGGCGCAAGGUGGACCCGAGGAAGGAGAUUGAGCGGUUGAAGGAGGAUGGGAGAUAUGUCCUGGAGGUCUACUAGUUGAGGGGGGCUGUAAUGAAGUGUGCAGUUGGCGGUGAUUUUCUUUCUUUUUACACUGCAUAUCUAUUCCGUUCUUCCAGCAGAUUGCUGGUCAUUAGCGUGGAGUGUUUGACCCUGUUGAUAAACACGAGCUUCCGCUUGCCCACUACUAUAUAGAAGACAUGAAAAUUGCGAUGUUUCGCUGUACGAUGCGAA